AUGCAAAACGCCAUUCACAUCAAGGACGAGUCAGUGUGGGCAGCCAUCUGGACUUUCCUGUUUCAAGAAGGAGUACGAGGCCAACCCGGAGAGUGGCGUACUCACCUUGGCGCACUGCGGUCUCUGUUCCGGAACAACCAGACCGCCAUCAGGAACAAUGCGGUUGCUCGAGCUUGCUACCAGACAUACAUCUGUCUCGCAAUCUUCGGCAACUUUGAGGUCGACAAUGAACUCGAACAGAUGCUUGCUGAUACACCCAACGAGCUAGAUUGCAUACAGCCUGUCCAUGGUAUCACUCAUGUCCUGCUGCAGAUCGUGCUCAGCAUUCACAAAAUCGCCAAUUCAAAGACUUCGUGUCCCAAAGUUGAAAGCGAUAAGAUUGAGCUGCAACUUCUUCUUUACUCGCCGGAAGCGAUAUCCACAAGCGACCUGGACCUGUCGUCAGCCACAGUCCUAGUCAUCUACGCUCACAUCUACUACUAUGCCAUCGUCAUCCAUUUCAGACGGCUUGUUCUUCGACAAUCACCUUCCAUGUUGCAAGAUCUCGUAGAACAGGCAAUCGAGAAUCUGGAACUCACAGAAUCUGCAGAGGGCAAUCCAAAGGGCUGCGUGUGGUUGUGGCCAUGUCUUGUGGUUGCAGCCGAAUGUGUGCGGCCUGAUCUUCAGUCUCGUAUGACUGCGUGGUUUUGUGCGAAAGAGAGACAUGGUUUCUUGAACCUCGACUUGGCUGGGGAACUCGCACGCGAUGUAUGGAGCCGAAGAACCACGUCACCUCACGAUAUUCACUGGUCCGAUGGACUGCAUGGAAGCAAGUAUGAUGUUCUACCGCUGUGA
Molecule: messenger RNA, 834 nt
Organism: Cyphellophora attinorum
Lineage: Eukaryota; Fungi; Ascomycota; Eurotiomycetes; Chaetothyriales; Cyphellophoraceae
Exons: 1
Coding region: 1-834 (277 amino acids)
Biological process (GO): positive regulation of transcription by RNA polymerase II
Cellular component (GO): nucleus
Molecular function (GO): DNA-binding transcription factor activity; transcription cis-regulatory region binding
Source: RefSeq, a predicted model, not a curated record